UCUGCCAGGGGUGGGAGAACCCAGGCGUCCGCCCCGCCCCCCCAUCCCCUCUGCACAAACUUCCCAGCCCGGCCGGGCCCUCGGCUGGUGCCUGCCUCAGUUUCCCCCCCCCGGGCCGAUGGCGCCGUGGGUUGUCUUCCUCUGUGUCCGUGCUAUCCUGGCUUUGGAAGAGACACUGCUGGACACGCAGCUGGAGACCUCAGACCUGAAGUGGACGGUGUAUCCUGAGGGGGAAGGGCAGUGGGAGGAGGUGAGCAUGCUGGACCGGGAGCGCCAAGCCUCGGCCCGCACCUUCGAGGUGUGUGGGGGCCCACUGGGCCAGCCCGGCGGCCCCCCCCAGAACAGCUGGCUGCGCAGCACCUACGUGGCACGGCGCGGAGCGGUGCAGGCCUACUUGGAGCUGCGCUUCAGCAUGCUGGAGUGCGCCUCACUGCCCCGCGGCGCCGGCCCAGCCCGGCCCUGCAAGGAGACCUUCACCGUCUUCUACUAUGAGAGUGAGGGUGACACAGCCACAGCGCGCAGCCCCGCCUGGAUGGAGAACCCCUAUGUCAAGGUGGACACCGUGGCCGCUGACCACCUCUCCCGCAAGCGGCCUGGUGCCGAGCCUUCUGGCAAGAGCCGGCUGCCUUUCAAGGCCGUGUCCCCCCCUCAGGUGAACGUGAAGACGCUGCGGCUGGGCCCGCUGAGCAAGGCUGGGCUGUACGUGGCUUUCCAGGACCAGGGGGCCUGCUUGGCGCUGCUGGCCGUGCGGCUCUACCACAAGAAGUGCCCGGGUGCUGUGCGGGGCCUGGCUGCCUUCCCCGAAACACUGCCACGUGGGCUGGUGACGCCGGCUGCUGGGCAUUGCGUGGACCAGGCUGCCCCAGCCCGCCCCAGCGCAGCUCCCACCCUCUAUUGCCAGGAGGAUGGGCGCUGGGCCGAGCCCCCUGCACCUGCCUGCGCCUGCCAUGCUGGUCACCAUGCCGCCGACGCCGCCACUCGCUGUGCAGCCUGUCCUGCCGACACAUUCAAGGCGGCACCGGGGGAGGGGCCCUGCCUGCCCUGCCCCCCCUUCAGCCAUGCACCGGCACCCGGGGCCACAGUUUGCGCCUGCCGCAAUGGCUACUACCGCGCCCCUGCAGACCUGCCGGCUGAACCCUGCACCACACCGCCCUCGGCCCCACGUAGCCUGGUGGCACGCUCUAAUGGGUCGGCGGCAGCGCUGGAGUGGAGCGAGCCGUUGGAGAGCGGGGGCCGCCAGGACCUGCGCUACACUGUGACCUGCCGUGAGUGCCCGCCUGGGGGGGCGCCCUGCCGGCCCUGCCGCCUGCGCCUGCUACCGGGCGCCCGUGACCUGGCACAGACCCGUGUCACCGCACUGGGCCUGCACCCACACCUCACCUAUGCCUUUGUGGUGGAGGCCACCAACGGUGUGUCCGGCCUCAGCCCCGGUGCCCCCCAUGGUGAGGCCAUCAACGUCACCAGCGGGCAGGACGUGCCGCUGCCUGUCUACCCUGUGACACAAGUCUCAGCCUCCCCCACAUCCAUGACCCUGGCGUGGGCCGUGCCGCCCGGAGCCCGUGUGCUGGACUAUGAGGUGAAGUACUACGAGAAGAGCGCAGGGGGGGCCAGUGGGCCCCACCUGUUUGUGAAGACAGCAGCACCGGGGGCGGAGCUGGGGGGGCUGCGCCGGGGGGGACUUUACGGGGUGCAGGUUCGGGCCCGAUCGGAGGCCGGAUAUGGCGACUUCGGAGCCGAGACCCCCCUGGCCACACCUGGCACUGACCCCCCCGGGCAGGCAGAGCCCCUGGGUGCCAUUGCAGGGGCGGCGGCUGUGGGGGGGCUCCUAGUCGUGGCCGUGGUCGUGGUGGCUGUCAUCUGUGUCAGGCGUCAUGGCUCUGGGGGUCGCGACCCUGAGGACUCGGACAAGCCAGGGCAGCUGCUCAUUGGACAGGGCACCAAGGUCUACAUCGACCCAUUCACCUACGAGGACCCGAGUGUAGCCGUGCGUGCCUUUGCCAAAGAGAUAGAUGUGGCCUGCGUCAAGAUCGAGGAAGUCAUCGGCGCCGGUGAGUUCGGUGAGGUGUGCCGGGGUCGGCUGCGGGCGCCGGGCCGACGUGAGACGCGUGUGGCCAUCAAAACGCUGAAGGGUGGCUACACAGAGCGGCAGCGCCGUGACUUCCUGGCUGAGGCCUCCAUCAUGGGGCAGUUCGAGCACCCCAACAUCAUCCGGCUGGAGGGCGUCGUGACGGCCAGUGCGCCUGCCAUGAUCCUCACUGAGUUCAUGGAGCAUGGCGCCCUCGACGCCUUCCUGCGGGGCAAUGCAGGGCGGUUCCGCCCGCUACAGCUGGUGGGGAUGCUGCGUGGCAUCGGGGCUGGCAUGUGCUACCUGGCCGAGACUGGCUAUGUGCACCGGGACCUGGCAGCACGCAACGUACUGCUCAGCGCCCAGCUGGUCUGCAAGGUCAGCGACUUUGGACUCAGCCGCUUCCUGGAGGACGACAGCUCGGCUGACCCCACAUACACCAGCACCCUGGGAGGCAAGAUCCCGAUCCGGUGGACAGCACCCGAGGCCAUCGCUUUCCGCAAGUUCACGUCGGCAAGUGAUGUUUGGAGCUACGGGAUCGUCAUGUGGGAGGUGAUGUCAUACGGGGAGCGCCCCUACUGGGACAUGUCCAACCAGGAUGUGAUCAAUGCAGUCGAGCAGGAUUACCGCCUGCCACCGCCACCCGCCUGCCCCGCAGCACUGCACCGCCUAAUGCUGGACUGCUGGCAGCGCGAGCGCAGCGCCCGGCCCCGCUUCGCCCACCUGGUCCGCGCCCUCGACAAGCUGAUGCGGCACCCGGCCGCCCUGCGCGUCACCACCCCCGAGGGCCCUGCCUCAUCCCAGCCCCUCCUGGAGCAGCGCAGCCCCCCCGCCCCUGCCCCGGGCCCCGGCUCAGUGGGCGAGUGGCUGCGGGCGCUGGGGCUCGGGCGCUAUGAGGACGACUUUGCCCGUGGUGGCCUACGGUCCCUGGAGAUGGUGGCCCAGGCGUCGGCCCAGGACCUGGUGCGGGUCGGGGUGACCCUGCCUGGGCACCAGAAGAAGAUCCUGUCCAGUGCCCAGAGCCUGCAGGGCCAGGCCAAGCCAGAUCCAGCCGGGGAGUCCACGGGGGGGGGCUUCUGACCCCCCCCCAAAAUCCCUGUUGCCCCCCUCUAAAAUGGUUGCCACCUGAGGGAAACCAUGAUGGAUGCCCUUCUUUCAACUGCCAAGAUGGCCAGUCUCCAAUGGGACCCAAGAUGGCUGCCCUCCCCUUCACCAAUUGCAGAGGGACAUUGAAGAUGGCUUUUGGGUGAUCUUUUCAAGAUGAGCGCUGGUUGAAGGGGACGUCCACUAUGGCCGCACCAUCAUCAACUACCAAGAUGGCCACCUGCAUGGCUGGGUCUGCCACCCCGCAUCCGCUGUUUGGCCCCCCCAUCCAAUUGGGGCCAGCCAAGAUGGCUGCUAUGGGGGGUGAAGGCCCCCAAGAUGGCUGCUCAGAUGGGGUCCAAGAUGGCUGCCCUUAUCCCAUCUCCAAAGAUGGCCGCUGUGUGCUCGGGCCUUCCCAUUGGCCACCAUGGUGCUGGACUCCACUGGGAACACCAAGAUGGCCGCCCUCUUCCUGUUGCCUUGUGGGGGUUCCCCCCCACAUACAUACACCAGAAGCCUUAUUGGCCCCCACCCUGGUUGGGGGUGGGCAGUGAUGUCACCUGGUCAGUCAUCAGUGAUGUUACCUACUUGAAACCUGGGGCAGGAGCUUUAUUAUUAUGGACCUAAGACUCCACCCCCUGCCUUAAAGCCAAAGAGUGACCUCGUGGCAGUGAGGUCAUCACUGCUCUGUGAUGUGACACACGUGGAACACCCAGGUAUGAUGUCUUGCGAUCCCCUCCGGGCACCGGAUGAUGUCACCGGGGGAGGGGACCUGUGAUGUUAUCCCCCGUUCAUGCCAAUGAUGUCAUAAGCACUGGGCUGGGACAUAAAGACACUGCCACUCCUGCGUAUGGUGUCAUCACUCCUGACAUCAGCAGGAGAACACCAGCAUGCUGCAGUGAUGUCACAAGAGCCGCCCCUAUGCGGGGUGCUGGGCAAUGAUGUCAUCAGGCACCGACCUCAUCCCUAGCUGUGACAUCAUUGCCUGGGUAACCCAGGAACUCUGGCUGUCUAGGGACAAUGAGGUCAUCACUGGGGGGUGGCCCUGCUGUGCCAGCCCCCCCUGGGGUGUGAUAUCAUGGGUGCAAUCUAGUGAUGUCAUCACAGAGCAGCACCUUUAAGCCUUCAUAUUGAAGGCGAGUUACAUUCUUUGUUGAAAUAAUCGGCGUUUUGUGGGUUGUCCCCCGUUUCCUCUGUAUCGGAGGGGGGGACAUGGGGACCCCCACCCCCUGGUGCCCCUCACUCCCGCCCCCUCAGCCCUGCCUGUGCCCCUCACUCCUGCCGCCAGCCACAGCCCCCCUGCCUCCCAAACCGCCCCUAUGGGGCACCCCAGGGAAAGGGGGUGGGGGCAGGGGUGAGGCCUGCUGGAGCCCCUCCCCCACCCUGUUUGCUGGGAAGUCUCCUGUUUUCUGUUAAAUUAUAAAAACGCCUUUUUUUGUAUAAUAAAAUAACGAGGAAUGGA
Messenger RNA from Alligator mississippiensis (American alligator), 4610 nucleotides. RefSeq names its product EPH receptor B4 (gene EPHB4). Gene Ontology annotation, cellular component: plasma membrane; neuron projection. The transcript is spliced from 18 exons. Gene Ontology annotation, biological process: axon guidance; protein phosphorylation; cell surface receptor protein tyrosine kinase signaling pathway. Gene Ontology annotation, molecular function: protein binding; transmembrane-ephrin receptor activity; ATP binding. The record is from RefSeq and is a predicted model, not a curated record. Lineage: Eukaryota; Metazoa; Chordata; Crocodylia; Alligatoridae. Bases 119 to 3145 code for a protein of 1008 amino acids.